UUUGCGACGUUUCUUUGCGGCAGUGCGGCCAGGCGCGGCCGCCGUAUUCCGCCUGGGAAACCGGCGGUUGUGCCGCUAGCUGGCGGGGCGGGGAGGGAGCAGCCGGAGAACGGGGCUCGCGAGGGAAAGGAGCAGCCCCGCUGCCGCCGCCCGUCCGCCCGCCCCUGGAUGGUCCGCGGGGCGGCUCGGGGGCCUCCUCCUCCUCCUGCUGCUGCUGCUGCUGCUGCCGCCCGGUCGCGGCGGGGCGGGGCGCGGCGGGGUGCGCGGUUGUCGGGGGCGGCUCGGCGCGGCGCGGAUCAAGGCGGCAGCUGAAGAUGGACUAUGACUUCAAGGUGAAGCUGACCGGGGAGCGCGAGCGGGUGGAAGACCUCUUCGAGUACGAGGGCUGCAAGGUGGGCAGGGGCACCUACGGGCACGUCUACAAAGCCAAGCGGAAGGACGGGAAAGAUGAUAAAGAUUACGCUUUAAAGCAGAUAGAAGGUACUGGAAUUUCUAUGUCUGCGUGCAGAGAAAUAGCAUUGCUGCGGGAGCUCAAGCAUCCAAAUGUCAUUUCUCUGCAGAAGGUGUUUCUUUCUCACGCUGACAGGAAAGUGUGGCUUCUCUUCGACUACGCCGAGCAUGACCUCUGGCACAUAAUCAAGUUUCACAGGGCUUCUAAAGCAAACAAGAAACCAGUUCAGUUACCUCGGGGAAUGGUGAAGUCACUGUUGUAUCAGAUCCUAGAUGGUAUUCACUACCUGCAUGCUAACUGGGUGUUACACAGGGAUUUGAAACCUGCUAAUAUUUUAGUUAUGGGUGAAGGUCCUGAGCGAGGAAGAGUAAAAAUUGCUGACAUGGGCUUUGCCCGAUUAUUUAAUUCACCCCUGAAGCCUUUAGCAGACUUGGAUCCGGUAGUUGUAACGUUCUGGUAUCGAGCUCCAGAGUUGCUUCUUGGAGCGAGGCAUUAUACCAAAGCUAUUGAUAUUUGGGCCAUAGGGUGUAUAUUUGCAGAGCUGCUAACAUCAGAGCCAAUAUUCCAUUGUCGACAAGAAGAUAUCAAAACUAGUAAUCCUUAUCACCAUGACCAGCUGGACAGAAUAUUCAAUGUAAUGGGAUUUCCUGCAGAUAAAGAUUGGGAAGACAUAAAAAAGAUGCCUGAACAUUCAACUUUAAUGAAAGACUUCCGGAGAAACACGUAUACCAACUGCAGCCUUAUCAAAUACAUGGAAAAACAUAAAGUCAAACCAGAUAGUAAGGCUUUCCACUUGCUUCAGAAAUUGCUCACUAUGGAUCCAAUAAAGAGAAUUACCUCAGAACAGGCUAUGCAGGAUCCCUAUUUCUUAGAAGAUCCUCUUCCCACAUCCGAUGUUUUUGCAGGUUGUCAAAUCCCUUACCCAAAACGAGAAUUUUUAACAGAAGAAGAACCAGAUGAUAAAGGAGACAAAAAGAACCAGCAGCAGCAGCAGGGCAAUAACCACACUAAUGGAACUGGUCAUCCAGGGAACCAAGACAACAGUCACACACAGGGACCCCCACUGAAAAAAGUGAGAGUUGUUCCUCCUACCACUACCUCAGGUGGACUUAUUAUGACCUCAGACUAUCAGCGUUCCAACCCCCAUGCUGCAUAUCCCAACCCCGGACCAAGCACAUCGCAGCCACAGAGCAGCAUGGGAUAUUCAACUACCUCCCAGCAGCCGCCACAGUACUCGCACCAGACGCACCGGUACUGAGCUGCAUCCCCGUAACGUCAAUGCACUGUUGCUAAUGCUGCAGGACCAGCCCCACAGCUGCCUGCCUGGAAACCUGGCUUGGGCCACGAGAAUGUACUGUAAAACCACACCUCCAACCUGUCCGACCGCCACGAUCCACCCCCUUCCACAGAGCGGAGUAGUGGCUCCCAAAUUGUACCUGGUUUUGGGGUUAGACUUGAAAAGAAAGUGCUAGCACAGUCUGUGUUGUGGAUAUGCUACUUCCAUAGUUUACUUGACAUGGUUCAGACUGACCGAUGCGUUUUAUUUUUUUCAGUGACAGUCUGUAGCAGUUGAAGCUGUGAAAUGUGCUAGGGGCAAGCAUUUUUGUUGUUGUAUGUGGUGAAUUCUCUUGAUGUAACAACUUUAUCAGACCAAUAGUACACAACAUCUUUGAACUGGUACUUGAAGCGUACAGUAUAUCUUACCAUGGCAAAAAAAA
Molecule: messenger RNA, 2169 nt
Organism: Dryobates pubescens (Downy woodpecker)
Lineage: Eukaryota; Metazoa; Chordata; Aves; Piciformes; Picidae
Gene: CDK8
Product: cyclin dependent kinase 8
Exons: 13
Coding region: 315-1709 (464 amino acids)
Biological process (GO): protein phosphorylation
Cellular component (GO): nucleus; mediator complex
Molecular function (GO): ATP binding; RNA polymerase II CTD heptapeptide repeat kinase activity; cyclin-dependent protein serine/threonine kinase activity
Source: RefSeq, a predicted model, not a curated record